GGAAGCCAGGCAGGCAGGCAGGCAGGCAGGCAGGCACCACCAGCAGCACCGGCGGCAGCACCGGGGGAGCCCCGCGGUCCGUCCGUCGGGAAAGGGCCGCCGCCGCCUGGACCACGACUAGUUGGGCGAGUUGGCGGCGGAGCGGCGGCAUGUGAGCGGCGGCGGCGGCGGCGGCGGCGCGGGACUCCCGGAGCGGCGUGGCCCCGGGGCUCCGGGCGCGGGAGUGGAGCGCGGCGCCAGGAUGCAGCGGCCGGCCGGCAGCCUCCUCCUCUGGCUCCUCGGCCUCCUCAGCGCCUCCGCCGGCACCGGCACCGUCCAGCGCGGCCCGGCGCAGCCAGUUUGUGCGGGCACAGAGAACAAGCUGAGCUCUCUGUCUGACCUCGAUCAGCAAUAUCGUGCAUUGCGCAAAUACUACGAGAACUGUGAGGUGGUCAUGGGCAACCUUGAAAUCACCAGCAUCGAACACAAUAGAGACCUCUCCUUUUUACGAUCAAUCCGAGAAGUCACAGGCUACGUCUUGGUUGCUUUGAAUCAGUUUGAGUACCUUCCGCUGGAGAAUCUCCGCAUCAUCCGUGGAACAAAACUCUAUGAGGAUCACUAUGCUUUGGCCAUCUUCCUUAAUUACAAAAAGGAUGGGAGUUAUGGACUCAGGCGCCUGGGACUGAAGAACCUGACUGAAAUCUUAAGGGGAGGAGCAUAUGUUGGUCAGAACCGAUUCCUUUGCUAUGCUGACACCAUCCAUUGGGAAGAUAUUGUCCGUAACCCAUCUGCUUCGAACUUCUCUGUGGUCCCCAAAAACAGCAGCACAGAUUGUGGCCACUGUCACAAAUCCUGUGGAAACAGAUGCUGGGGACCUUCUGUGGAUGAGUGCCAGAGCUUAACGAAGAUGGUGUGUGCCGAACAAUGUGAUGGGCGCUGCUACGGGCGCUCCGUCAGCGAGUGCUGCCACCGGGAAUGUGCGGGAGGCUGCUCUGGACCCAAGGACACGGACUGCUUUGCGUGUUUGAAUUUCAACGACAGCGGGGCUUGUGUCACACAGUGCCCCCAGACCUCGGUAUACAACCCGGCCACCUUCCAGAUGGAGACCAACCGAGACGGCAAAUACACCUACGGCGCUUUCUGUGUCAAAAAGUGCCCACAUAACUUUGUGGUUGAUAUCAGCUCUUGUGUACGAGCCUGUCCCAGCCCCAAGAUGGAAGUUGAAGAAAAUGGCAUUAAGACCUGCAAACCAUGUACAGACAUCUGCCCCAAAGCGUGUGAUGGCAUAGGUACCGGAAGUUUGAUGUACGCGCAGACGGUCGAUUCCAAUAACAUUGACCAAUUUGUCAAUUGCACCAAGAUCAAUGGGAAUCUGAUCUUUCUGGUCACUGGGAUCCAUGGAUGUUUCCAAGUCACUGUAGGAAAUCUAUCCAAUGUGUCACUCGUGCUGUUGAAUUUGAAAACGGGAGCCACGGAAGGGAUGGUGUGCAGCCGCUUGUGCUCCAAAGACGGGUGCUGGGGCCCCGGGCCAGACCAGUGUUUGUCCUGUAAGCGCUUCAUCAGAGGAAGGAGCUGUGUGGAGGCUUGCAACCUCUAUGAGGGUGAAUUCCGGGAGUUUGCAAACGGCUCAGUCUGUGUGGAGUGUGACCCCCAGUGUGAGAAGAUGGAUAAUAAUAGGAUCACAUGCAGGGGACCAGGUCCAGACCAAUGUACCAAAUGCUCCCAUUUUAAAGACGGCCCAAACUGUGUGGAGAAGUGCCCCGACGGUGUGCAAGGGACAAGCAGUUUCAUUUUCAAAUAUGCCGAUGAGAACCGCGAAUGCCACUCUUGUGAUCCGAACUGUACCCAAGGGUGCCUGGGCCCGAACUUGGAGGACUGCAUUGGUUUCAUGGAUAGGACGCCCCUGAUUGCUGCCGGAGUGAUUGGCGGACUCUUCAUCAUCGUCAUUUUUGGCUUGACGUUUGCAGUGUAUGUGAGACGCAAGAGCAUCAAAAAGAAGAGGGUUUUGCGGAGAUUCCUGGAGACAGAGCUGGUUGAACCCUUGACCCCGAGUGGGACGGCACCCAACCAGGCCCAGCUCCGGAUUCUGAAGGAAACAGAGCUCAAACGUGUUAAGGUUCUUGGAUCUGGGGCCUUUGGAACGGUGUACAAGGGUGUUUGGGUUCCUGAAGGAGAGAGCGUGAAGAUUCCUGUGGCAAUUAAAAUCCUGAAUGAGGCCACUGGUCCAAAAGCCAACGUGGAGUUCAUGGACCCUGCCAAUUUCAUCUGGCCCGGAGUGUUUGCUUCGGGAUGCCCUGAGGACCUGGCGCCAGGCUCAUGGUUGGCCGUGCUGGAGGGAGCAGAAAACAACCAGAGACUUUGUACUCCUACCCUCUAUUAUGCUCUUACAUGA
Molecule: messenger RNA, 2371 nt
Organism: Sphaerodactylus townsendi
Lineage: Eukaryota; Metazoa; Chordata; Lepidosauria; Squamata; Sphaerodactylidae
Gene: ERBB4
Product: erb-b2 receptor tyrosine kinase 4
Exons: 18
Coding region: 242-2371 (709 amino acids)
Biological process (GO): protein phosphorylation; positive regulation of cell population proliferation; positive regulation of kinase activity
Cellular component (GO): basal plasma membrane; signaling receptor complex
Molecular function (GO): transmembrane receptor protein tyrosine kinase activity; epidermal growth factor receptor binding; ATP binding
Source: RefSeq, a predicted model, not a curated record